AUGGCGCCGAGUGUGGUCCACCUACCCAAUGGCCAAACCAUCACUGUCUCUCCCGUCUUUGCUGGCCUCUCCUUCAAAGCCAAUGAUCUAAACAUCCACCACUCCAUCUUUCCCCCAGGCUGGACUAUCAUCCUCGAGACCGCUGACGGUGACGGUGACGAUGACGAUGAUACCCAAUCGCCUCCAGACGAGAGAGAGCAGCUCUAUGGAUCAAGAAGACAUCCACCAAAGCGCUAUAAGGCUCCUACGCUACACCACGACAGUCUGUUCAUCUCCUCCAUCUCGAAUCCAAGCAACACAGAUUUCAAGCCCCCUACCUCUCCUACGCGACAGAUAGCUAUGAUGCUAUGGGCGACUUUAUGGUGGUAUUUCCAUCAGCCCGCACCGAAUGCGCGCCUCACCGCCGGCGCCCACCCAGAUACACCGGAAGAAGGGAGGCCGAAGGGUCAAUGGCGAGUUAGUGUCAGAAGAGAAGGUAUAUUCAAGGGGAAGCACACGCUGCAAAAGCUAGAGAGGAUGGGUCUUAUUGCCAGUGAAGAAUCCUGCGUUGGCGCAACCCUGGACGAGAGAAGCGGGGAAGGCUGGAAGAAGAUGUUCGUUAGCCAGACUUCCUUCUGGCAGAUCGAUCCCCGUAUCUUCCUCUUUACUCUCUCUCCUACGCAGCACUCGCCGUACCCAGGAGCUACACCCUUCCCGUCGAGACCAGGGUCACCUAAUAGAGAAGGCACUCCAGUACCUUCACCACGACCAGAGACUGCGGAUCCUUCACAGCAUGGACUUUGGUCACCACACUCCCCCGGGCCUUUCGCUUCAGGCAGCCAUCUCCCAACCUACUACCCUCCUCCACCUCCCCAGUACACCUUCACCAACUCGAUCCGUCAUCCGAUACGCCCAAAGCCUCCGGCCCAGGGCGUCACCUUCUAUACCCGCUACAUCCCGAGCGUAGGCCAAUACCUCUCAUUUCGAACGGCCUCCUUGGGUUCCAAGUCACCAAAAUACCACGGACCUACGUCAGGAGGCAUGAGUACCACCCUGAACUUCCUACCACCGAACUCAGGCGUCUCCUCAGCCACACUGCCGUCAUCAGGGAACAUCAACAUCCACCCCUGCGACACAGACUUAUUGCAUGACUGGAUGAACCAGCCGCGUGUUUCUGCGUUCUGGGGUGUCUCCGGCCCCAUCGAAACCCAAGAAACUUUCCUCAAGGACUCGUUAAAUAGCAAACAUAGCUUCCCCGCCAUCGGGUGCUGGGACGGCAAACCAUUCGGCUACUUCGAGCUUUAUUGGGUCAAAGAAGAUCAAUUGGGAAGACAUCUCACGGGCAGCGAUGUCAAUGACUGGGACAGGGGCUUCCAUGCUCUCGUGGGCGAACAGGAAUUCCGAGGACGGCACAGAGUGAAAGUGUGGACGAGUGCGCUGGUGCAUCACUUUUGGCUCUGUGAUCAGCGGACGCAGAGGGUUUUGGUGGAGCCGAGGACUGACAAUGUCAAAUUCAUCCAAUAUCUACAAGACGUCGGCUUUCAUAAAGAGAAAGAGGUGGCGUUUUCGCAUAAACAGGCCGCGCUGAUGAAGAUAGGUAGAGAUGGGUGGUCCGCCCCGGAACUGUAA
Molecule: messenger RNA, 1608 nt
Organism: Letharia columbiana
Lineage: Eukaryota; Fungi; Ascomycota; Lecanoromycetes; Lecanorales; Parmeliaceae
Exons: 3
Coding region: 1-1608 (535 amino acids)
Biological process (GO): siderophore biosynthetic process
Source: RefSeq, a predicted model, not a curated record